CGUUCGGGCAGUUGCUCUGUCGUUGGUGUCCUUGUUCUCGUUCAAACGCCCUGGGUGUUGGACGCGUUCUCUUGGUCAUGUUGUGUCACAAGCGGCACCAGGAGCUGCAGGAGUCGACGGGAUCUUGGAAUUCAGCCAAUUGCACAUCCCAGACUGCAAGUCCACUUGCAUGUUCAAUACUGGUUCAGCGCCUUGGACAAAGCACAGGUCGCCUCGCCAUGGCGUCAUUAGGUCGACUGUACCACCGCACUAUGGUGAAGAACCCCAUCGCCACACAAGCAGCAACGGCGGGGCUUCUUUUUGCUGCUGGUGACGUCGUUGCUCAGCACGGGGUGGAGGGGAAGGGUGCAGGCGAUCACGACUGGGCGCGGACGGGCCGUUUGACGCUUUACGGUACAUUCGCCCUCGGGCCCGCUAUUGCCGUGUGGUACAGGUUUUUGAAUAGAGCUGUGUCUUUCAAGAAUCCGCUGGGUGCUACGGUCACGAAAGUCGCGAUGGACCAAUUUAUGUUUGCACCUAUCAACAUGUUCUGUUUCUUUACAUCUAUGGGCUUCAUGGAGGGGAAAACUUGGACCCAAGUUAAACGGAAACUGAGCGAGUCGUACCUGGAAGCAUACAAAGCGAACUGUAUGCUCUGGCCGCCUGUUCAACUCUGCAACUUCUACUUCACUCCAGUGAACUACCAGUCGCUCGUGGUGAAUACCGUAGCAUUAGGAUGGAACAGCUAUAUGUCCUGGACUAAUGCCAAGACGAGACCGAGCCGAAGCGAAACCGAGGGCAAACGGAAAUCAGAUGCCGAAAGGAAUUGAGGCUUUGUGCUGUCUGGAAGAGACGUGAGCUGGUUGUAGGACUCUCGUACCGUGAUAUCAUCGACGGAGCACCGCAGGGAGCAGAUUAGAAAUGUAUCAUAGAAACAUCAGAUUCUCAUCCACUUAUGUCGGCUUCCUUGGGUCGUGCAACGAGCUGGACAUUGGGAGAGAGAUUCGGUGAAGUACCUGUACUUAUCGCUGCAGUUUUGAUGCUGAGGUGUCAUAUUUGGCGCGGAAUUUCGACAGCGCGUUGCUCCGCUGGAGUUGACUGUAUUUAUCAAACC
Messenger RNA from Fimicolochytrium jonesii, 1093 nucleotides. RefSeq lists its product as uncharacterized. The transcript has 5 exons. The coding region runs from base 78 to 809 and encodes 243 amino acids. The record is from RefSeq and is a predicted model, not a curated record. Gene Ontology annotation, cellular component: membrane; cytoplasm. Lineage: Eukaryota; Fungi; Chytridiomycota; Chytridiomycetes; Spizellomycetales; Powellomycetaceae.